AUGAACUCCGAAAACGCCGAAGGAAUCGUUCACCAAGUCGGAACUGAUCCAUCUAUCGACCAUCGUCCUAUGGAAAUCGCCAAGACGAACGAUGAGUCGGCCGAGGACUUGAUACCCGAGGCCGGCAAAAUCUUUUGUGUCACUCCCUGUGGAUUUUCCGAUGACGAGGUGAGUACAUUUCAAAAUUUUUGAUAACUCUAUUUUUUUGAGAAGCUGAUGAAAAGGUUUUAAACUUCAAAAAUUGUAUUGAAAUGGAACGUUAUCUAUUUUUUGAACAAAAAAACAGCAACUCAGUUCGAAGAUGUUGAAUUUUUCCUAGUUUUUACACUUGAUGAAUAAACGUAGUCUCAGUUUCGGAUCUCAGCUCUCAGUUUGAGUGAUUUCAACAAUUUUUUUCAUUUGCUCUCAAAAUGUUUUAGAUGUUACUCUAUCAAAUUCAGUUAACAACCGUAUUUUGGUUAGAAAGAAAAUCUGUAGCGUACCUAUGGUUCGGGAUAGAAUGGGACUUUCGAAUAAGAAAACAAUGAGAAGUCCAAUUGAUUGUAUUCAGGAAACGACCGAAGAUUCGAACUCGGUGGUUGAAGAGGCUUCGAACGUUUUUGUCGACUUGCGACGCUGUCCAGGUACUUAUAUUUCGAUAAGGAAAAAUUUAAAAUUUUAGAGCCACAGUGAAUUGAUAUAUUUCUUGAAGUUUUGCUCAAUUUAACUUCCCAAAUAUUUCAGGAUCAGCUGGACUCUUGGCUUUUGUCGCCCGAUCUUAAGCGUUACCAAAAUUUGUUGCAUGGUCGUCCACAAAACUUGCGUCAGAAGAUGAACAAAGUUGCCAAUAAGGUCAAAAGCUUCAUCACGAAGCAGUUCAACCCUCAGCCGGUAAUAGUUUAUGAAUAUCUUGUAAAGUAAUCUUACUUUUCAGAACCUCAAUGAGAUGAGGAUCAACGAUCGUCUUACUUCUGCCGCAUACAUGAAGACUUUGGCCCCUCAAGUGUCAUUCAACUUCGAAGACUACACUUUCGAGAGAAAGUACUCGGAUUGCGUCAAGGUAGUUUCGUAACAAACAAUUUUUUUAAAUUAUAGAAUUUAGCUUUGGGACGUCUCUGGAACCGCCACUCCCUCUUCCAAAUCGGAUCACGGAUAUGAACCGGUUUUUUUGAAUUACUAACAAUUUCAAUUUUGUCCAAACUUCGGAUGUUCAAGAAUAUCAAUCAAUCUCUCUAUUUCAGAGUUCCAUCAUCCGGCGCCUCAACAGAACGUCCAAGGACCAGAAAUAUGACAUGGUCUGCAUUUCCAAUGAAUAUCUCAAUUUCAACUAUCAAUUACAGCUCUUGACCCCCGCUCCCGUUGAUCGAGACUCGAUCCUUGAUCGUCUUCCACCAAACGACCCGUCGGUCAGUUUAACUUUUCGACUUGAAAUAAUUGACCUCCACUUUGUAUCUCUAGAAACUUUAUUGCCAUUUCGAAACGUCUGAUUUUCAAAUUGGGUUAGAAAUCAUUUUAUCACAUGAGUUUUACUACAAAAAACAGUACAAGAAAAAAUUUAUCAAUUUGACGCAAUCAAAAACCUAAAAAGAGUUUUUUUUUUUCGAUGUUUGUAUUUUCUGAAUUAAAAACUUUUUAUAGAACCGUACGACACCACCAGACAACGUAUACUUCACGCUAGCCGGCUAUCAUCCGUUCUCCAGUCCCUUCAACAGAGAGCAGGCUAGAGACUAUCCAUUAUUCAAUAAUUCAAUGUUCUUUUCAGGAACUUUCCUUUUCGGAACAUCGUCGUCGAGCCAAGGCCAUCAUUGAGAAGCGUGCAGAAGAAGAGCUGAAGAAUCCUUUCUCUGCUUCUCGAUUCAAUGCUAAGGUAUUCAGUUACGAAAUGGAAUGAUAAUCCUUCAAACUUUUCAGUUCAAAGAGAUGAUGUUAGAAGCAAUCGAUGAGAAUGAGGACGAGGAAACUUCAGCCUUCCGUCCGACGGUUCCCACUGGUCCUAUGAACAUUCGGCAAAUUUUCGUGAGUUUCAUCAUUUUUUUCAAAAAAAGUUUUAUCAAUGAAAAUAUAUGUAAAGUUGAGAAAUGCGCGCGGCUCUCUAUCAGUUUUUUUCCAAGUCCCAUGGAAUAAAAAAAGCUUCUUUUUCCAAUUAUUUUUCUCAGCGCUUGACAAUUUCCAUUGAUUUUGAUGAAAAAAAAAUGUAUAGGUCCAAAAUUCUAUGAAAAGACUACAAAAAUAAAAUUAAAUGGAAGAUAGUAAAUAAAGUUCUUUCAGGGUGACGGCUCCAAGGAUUCCGGAAAGGAAAUCACGUCCAACGACGUCGAAGAGGCGGAUGACGCCGACGAUGAUGAUGUCGUCAUUUACCGUCUUUAA
Molecule: messenger RNA, 2346 nt
Organism: Caenorhabditis auriculariae
Lineage: Eukaryota; Metazoa; Nematoda; Chromadorea; Rhabditida; Rhabditidae
Source: the annotation of a GenBank genome assembly